This is a messenger RNA of Girardinichthys multiradiatus, 1170 nucleotides long. It is a transcript of the gene rwdd4, whose product is annotated as RWD domain containing 4. NCBI's taxonomy places the organism in Eukaryota, Metazoa, Chordata, Actinopteri, Cyprinodontiformes, Goodeidae. Gene Ontology annotation, molecular function: protein binding. Bases 170 to 730 code for a protein of 186 amino acids. The transcript is spliced from 8 exons. The record is from RefSeq and is a predicted model, not a curated record.
GCAUGCGUGUACUGUCAUGUGGGUGACCACCAGACUGCACCCGGCUUGUGAAGUUCCAACAUUAUCAGUUACUGCGUAACGACAGAAAUGUUUUUUGUUACUGGGUCUAUGUUAGGUUAGGGUGAAUCUGUGCGCGUGGACCCUAUGACGUAGAAGCCGAAGGGACAACAUGACAGCUAACGAGGAUCAGGAGAUGGAGCUGGAAGCUCUACGCUCCAUCUAUGAGGGAGAUGAGUGCUUCAAGGAGAUCAGUCCAGUUUCCUUCCAGUUUAGGGUUGGAGACCUUGAGGACACAAAGGCAUUCAUCCUGGACAUCACAUGGCCGGACACGUAUCCAGAGACGGCUCCACAAAUCUGCCUGGAUGCUUUUUUCAACAACAGGAUCUCUGCAGCGACGAAACAGCUCAUCCUGUUGAAGCUGGAGGAGCAGGUAGAGGCGAACCUUGGCUCUGCCAUGAUGUAUACUCUGUUUGAGUGGGCAAAGGAGAACCAGGAUGCGCUCAUGGAGAGCCACAGACCUGUUGUGACUGCUGUGCAGACCCUGACAUCAAACACUGAGGUGAUGGCUCCCUCUGCAGCGAAGAAGAGAGAGAAGAAGGAGCAAUUGACAAAAGCACAGAAAAGAAGAAUGGUUAAUAGAACAGACAAUAAAGGGGAGCUGCCUAGAGGUUGGGACUGGGUUGACGUGAUCAAGCAUCUGAGUAAAACCGGAGGAAAGGAUGAUGACUAGAGCAGAAGCUGAACGCUUGAACUCCAAACUCAUUGUAGUUGCUGCUGCUCCUUUACAGAUGCCUUGACAGUCAGCUGGAGUGACGUGGGACAUCCAGGAUGGCUGCUUCCAUAAACGCACCCCAUCAUUGUUGUCUGUGCUGUUUCUGCACCACAUUCAGGGAGCAGGUUGUUCGUCCUCCAUCAGGGUGAAAUUUUACCUGCUCAACUUACUGUCACUGCCGUGUUUUCAGUCUGAGGUUAUUCACUGAAGACAUUAAUGUUGGAUCUAAACUAGUGUUCUGCUGUUGCAUUGAGGUGCUGCGUGACUUUUUCAAAGAAUAGACAUUUUUAAUGCAACAGAAAAUAUUACUCUCUCAUUUUCCUAUCUUGAUGUUAACUUUUCUUUAUAAAUUGUAAAUCUGGAAAUGUGUAUAUAUAAAUAAACCCACAUUUUGUGAA